This is a messenger RNA of Penicillium coprophilum, 1653 nucleotides long. RefSeq names its product putative transporter. Gene Ontology annotation, cellular component: membrane. Lineage: Eukaryota; Fungi; Ascomycota; Eurotiomycetes; Eurotiales; Aspergillaceae. Gene Ontology annotation, molecular function: sulfate transmembrane transporter activity. Gene Ontology annotation, biological process: transmembrane transport. The transcript has 5 exons. The record is from RefSeq and is a predicted model, not a curated record. The coding region runs from base 1 to 1653 and encodes 550 amino acids.
AUGACGGUUGAAGAAGCCAAUAAGAAGGCGUCCGAUGCCGAGAGCAUUGACUUGAAGGCUCCCCCAAGAGUCUCAUCCGCCGAGUCUUCGUCUUCGUCGACCUUUGACGGUCCUCGCGCCAAGCAGACCGACUGUGCUUUUGAUACGACUGAGGACCCACGGUUCUAUAAGCCUAUUCCUGAAUAUGAGGGUGCCCAUCGCUGGGACCCGGACUUUGAGUGGUCGGAGCAAGAAGAGAAAGCCGUUGUCAGAAAGAUCGAUUGGCGUGUCUGUACAUUUGCCUGUGUGACUUUCUUUGCGCUCCAGCUAGACCGUGGAAAUAUCGUCCAAGCUACGUCCGACAACAUGCUGGAUGAUCUUGGCAUGACCACGAACGACUACAACACUGGUCAAACAAUUUUCUACCUGACAUUUCUCUUCGCCGAGCUACCCUCUCAGCUAAUAUCGAAAUGGGUCGGCCCUGAUCGCUGGAUUCCUGUGCAAAUGAUAAGCUGGAGUCUCAUCGCUUCGUGCCAGGCAUUUAUCCAGAAUAAGAAUGGAUUCUGGGCGACCCGGGCUAUGCUCGGUCUCCUCGAGGGUGGCUUUAUUCCAGAUACCAUUCUCUUCCUAUCAUUUUGGUAUAAAUCCAAGGAGUUGCCUAUCCGACUCAGCUUCUUCUGGAUGACAUAUGAAGCUACCGCGAUUAUCAGCGCUUUCCUGGCUUUUGGAUUUCUCCAUAUUCGUCAAUCCGAUGGCACCGGUGGCUGGCGAUACCUAUUUGCCUUAGAGGGGUUGAUCACGGGUCUGAUCGGUAUUGUCGCCGCAUUCUGGAUGCCUCCCUCGCCAACGCAGACCGCAGGCCGGUUCCGCGGGAAGAAUGGCUGGUUCAAUGAGCACGAGGAGAAAAUUAUGGUUAACCGCGUGCUGCGCGAUGACCCAAGCAAGGGUACCAUGCACAAUCGUCAAGCUGUUACUCCCAGGCUGCUUUGGCAGGCCCUGAAGGACUACGACAUGUGGCUCAUCUAUCUACUUGGCCUGACUUGGUUGAUCCCUUCGACACCAGCUACAUCAUACAUCAGUCUGGAACUCAAGUCACUUGGUUUCAGUACUUUCAACACAAACCUGCUCACUAUCCCGGCCUAUGUGAUCUUCAUCAUCAAUCUGCUAGUGUGGACGUGGAUGUCGGAGCGGUUUAACCAGCGAUUGUUGCUUGGUGUUGGUGCCGAGCUUUGGGCUCUGAUCCUAUUGAUCGCGCUGGAGACUAUUUCUGAAGGUGCUAGUGCGUGGGUACGUUGGGUUCUGCUGAUCCUGCUGAUUGGUAUGCCUUACGUGCAUGCCAUCAUUGUUGCAAUUACGUCGCGCAAUGCAGGCUCUGUGAGAACGCGUACGGUUGCUACUGCCGUCUACAAUAUGAUGGUGCAGGCUAGUAACAUCAUUGGUAACAACGUCUACCGCACCGAAGAUAAGCCGUACUACCACACCGGCAAUAAGGCCCUGAUUGGCCUUGCGGUGUGGAGUAUGGCGAUAUUCAUCAUUGCCAAGAUCUACUACGUGAGACGUAACAAACAAAAUGCCGCUAUCUGGGAUAAGAUGUCCAGCGAAGAGCGUUCGCGAUACGUCGUUGAAAACAAAGAUUUAGGAAACAAGAGGGUCGAUUUCCGAUUUUUGCACUAG